Messenger RNA from Monascus purpureus, 8182 nucleotides. Lineage: Eukaryota; Fungi; Ascomycota; Eurotiomycetes; Eurotiales; Aspergillaceae. The record is from the annotation of a GenBank genome assembly.
AUGGCUCCAGGUGCAGUAGGAAAGAGGAAGCGAGGAGACAGGUCGUGGUCGGGCGAUGCUGCGAAUGACGGACAAAGACCCUCUCCUCAUCGACCAGCGAAUCUCAACAUGGCCCAACAUCAACCUCGCGAUUACCAAGAAUCACGUGGAAGAGCAUUGCGGAGACAGUCGAAUAGAGGCGGCCGAAAUGGACCCGGUCGGAGGCCCAGCGAUUCUCAGAAUGCGGGAGGCAACCAGCGAGACACGGCGGUGUCUUCACCAUCCAACAACGCAACACCGGCUAGGGAGACACCCGAACAGACGCAGACAAAUGGGGCAUCACCAGCGAUAAGUCGACAGCCUUCGCCGCCUUCUGUUUCCUCGCAACAGGCAUUGCGACAGCAGCAGCAACAGACUAUGCCGCCUCCUACGCAAAUUCCUCGCUCCCCGCCAGCGCCCCCGGCGCCUUACAAGUACGAGUUUGUCACGGAUAGCGUCAUCGCCGAUUGGACAUCUUCGGGAAAGCAGAAGAUUGUGACGGAUGGAGCCUCUGCACUGUCACAGGGGGACAUUCCGGAAUUGGCCUCUUUAUACCAAGAGCUUCUGUAUUCUGGUCUUUACGGCCGGCUACUCCCAGAGGAAGCAGGAUCAGCUGUGAAGGGUAUAAUAGGUCAAGAUAUUGCAUCCGAUGAUGUGAACAUGGAUGGUGAUGGAGCGGUCUCGAGCCCUGUUCUCGAUGGUCGCUCGCUUUUCCUCGAUACCCUGUCUAUUAUUACAGAUGCAGACACAUCGAACAGUGCCCUGAAGCCACUUGUCUUCUCGACUGGGAUCCCUCCAGCCCUCAUGCGUCUCCAGCUUGAUACACCUCUUCUCCAGUCGUUAGGACUCGUCCGUGAAACCUUCAACCGCAUGGGUAUCCGCAAGCAGACCAACCUUCUCUACCGACAGUCGAACUAUAACCUUCUACGGGAGGAGUCCGAAGGUUAUUCCAAAUUACUCACAGAGCUCUUUACUACCAGCAAUAAUGAACCACCGUCUAGCGAAGUCGUUGAAGAUACAUUCGAACGGGUCAAGGCCAUGAUUGGUGCUUUCGACAUGGACGUUGGCCGUGUCUUGGAUGUCACCCUCGAUGUUUUCGCGGCUGUUUUAGUGAAGCAAUACCGUUUCUUUGUGAAACUCUUACGGGCAAGCUCCUGGUGGCCUAAGGAUGAUAUUUUCCGCAGUAUCGAGGGAGGCAUACGCGACUCUGGGCUUCCUAACUGGGCUUUGCCGGGGUCACCUGGCUGGGCGACCACGGAUGAAGAACGUGCGGAAAAUAUGCGAGCGAACGAACAUCGCGACCGGAUAUUCUGGGACCGUGUGAAGGAAAUUGGAAUUCGCGGCUUCUUUGAGAUUGGCCGAAAACCACUGUCUGAGCAAGAGCGCCGAAAAAUACUAACAGAAACCAGUGAUGGACUUUCAGAGGAGGAGACUGAGACCCGAAAGUGGAUCGAGGAAACGGACACUCUGCCUCCAAAAGGCAACCGUGUCGCUGCCCAGCUGCUUGGGUUUAAACUUCGGUUCUACUCCUCCAGCGCUCGUAACAAGUCGGACGUUCUCCCAGAUAAUCUUAUAUACCUGGCUGCGCUGUUAAUAAAGGUGGGGUUUGUCUCUCUGCGAGAUCUAUACCCUCAUCUCUGGCGGCCAGAUGAUUCCAUGGACGCCUUGAAAGAGGAAAAGAUGAAAGAGAAGGCAGAAAGGGAGCGAGCCGCGCGGCCAGGUGGAGGCAUGAAUGCCUUAAUGAUGGCUGGUGCUUUGUCUGAUGAUACCAUCCCUGCUCCCCGUACUCGAGACUCGGAGGCGCGUUCUUCGACUCCUGCUACGAAAGAAGGAGAAAAGGAACCUGCGAAGCCAGAGGAGAAGGACAAUCUACCAGAACCUUCAGAUCAAAAGGUACUACUACUCAAGAGUCUGCUUGCAAUUGGCGCUCUGCCUGAAUCCCUCUUUAUCUUGAGCAAGUUUCCUUGGCUCAUGGAUGCCUAUCCUGAGUUGCCCGAGUUCAUUCACCGCAUCCUCCACCAAAUGUUGAGCAAAAUCUAUGCUCCGCUGCGACCCUUGCCGUCCGCGGACCAGCUUAGGGAACAGAAGCAAAUCGUCAGUCAAGAGCAGUCAUCAGUGGUAAAGGGACAGAUACGGCUUACUCAGGCCCUUCCGAGGAGAGUGUUACGGUGGGCACAACUCGACAAAGAAGAUACAAAUGAUGGAACGGACUACCGCUUUUAUUGGGACGAUUGGGCGGAUAACAUCCCUCUUUGUCAGACCGUCGACGAUGUAUUUGUUCUCUGCUCGACCUUCCUCAACCUUUCUGGGCACAAAAUCGGCCAGGAUCCAAGUCUGCUAACCAAACUUGCGAGAAUUGGGAAAGAUAGCUUAAGCAAGGAUGACUCGAAAGAGAACAGGAUGCGCUGGCAGGAUCUCUGCAAGCGUCUCCUGCUUCCAGCCGUCAGCUUGACCAGGGCAAACCCUGGCGUGAUCAACGAGAUUUUCCAGCUCGUAAGCUCCUUUCCCAGGGAUGUCCGAUAUAACAUGUAUGCAGAGUGGCAUUCUGGUCAAACAUCAAGACUCCCUGACAUAGCGGCUGCUUUCAAUCAGGCCAAAGCGGAGACCAAGGAUGUCCUCAAGAGGUUGAGCAAGACAAAUAUCAGGCCUAUGGCCCGUGCGUUGGCGAAAAUCGCGUAUGCCAAUCCAGGGAUUGUGAUUAUCACUGCCAUAAACCAAAUUGAAUCCUAUGAGAACCUUAUCGAAGUCGUGGUGGAGUGCGCCCGCUAUUUCACUUACCUUGGAUAUGAUAUUCUCACUUGGGCCCUGGUAAAUUCUCUCGGCCAGAAAGGACGGAGUCGCGUCCAGGAGGGAGGAUUAUUGACCAGCCGCUGGCUGAAUGCCCUGGCCACCUUUGCAGGUCGGGUUUUCAAGCGGUACUCGGUAAUGGAUCCAACCCCUGUAUUGCAAUACGUGGCAGAACAACUGCGACAUAACAAUUCGACCGAUCUCAUCGUUCUUGAGCAAAUGAUCAGCUCCAUGGCAGGCAUCAUUUCGGACACCAAUUUCAAUGACUCGCAGAUUCAAGCAAUGGGCGGCGGUGAAAUUCUCCAGGCUCAAAUCAUCUUGCAACUGUUGGAUAAACGGCACGAAUCGAAGACAACAUCUAAACGGCUCAUAAGGUCCCUAAGCGCCUCCAAACUUGCUGGUCGGCUACUCAUUUCUAUUGCUCAAGAGCGGUUGACGUGCGUUUUCAGGGAAUCGGAUGAGGGCUCUGAGCUCAAACUAAUGGGCAAUGUCUUCGACGAGAUACACCGUGUCUUGACACAGUAUUUGAGCUUGCUUCGUAGUAACUUGUCGGUUGACGAAUUUGAUUCGUUCGUCCCUGACCUGGCUUCUCUCGUCGGUGAGUACGGCAUCCAGCCCGAAGUUGCUUUCUGGAUUCGUCGGCCAAGUGUCUCUCGGAGGCUUGCAGACGCUGAACGAGAAAUACAAGAGGAGGAGACGUCGGUUAAAAUUCGCGAAGGUGUAGCGGUAUCCGGCUCCAAGCCCGGUAAAAAUGAAAUGGAUACUACAGAUGAUGGAGAGGCGACUGCCAAGGACGAGGGUUCAAUUGCGGGAAGCGGUAUGGAUCUCGAUAAAAUUCAGCAAGAGAAUAGGGACGAUUCGCAGUCUGAAUUAAACAGCCAAGCCAACACUGAACCGCGCCCUGCCUCUUCAGCCGGUACUAUAAACCACGAGGCCUCUGCUUUGAACCCAGUGUUUCAAGAACUUAUUGAUCAAGUCAAGUCCACUUUCCCGCAAGAUGCUUGGGGCGUUACAGGUCUAAACUUCUAUGUCACGUUCUGGCAACUAUCACUCUACGAUGUGCACGUUCCCGGAAAAGCUUACGAAGAUGAGGUUGAUCGUCUGAAGAGAAAGAUCGUUGCUAUUCAGAAUGACCGGUCAGAUAUCAGCAUGGCUGGAACCCAGAGAAAAGAGAGGGAGAAGAAGCAAAUCGCACAACUUCAAGACCGGCUUCUAGAGGAAAACAAAAGCCAUCUGGGCUUCUACACUCGGACCAGGGCAAGGCUACAGAAGGAAAAAGACGGAUGGUUUGCUGGUAUGCGAGGGAAACAUGACGCUCUUAAUGUUGCAUUACUGGAGCAGUGUUUCCUCCCUCGUGUACUCUUGUCCCCUAUCGACGCAUUCUACUGUUUCAAGAUGCUCAAAUUUCUCCACAGCUCAGGCACUCCAAACUUUCGGACUAUUGGGCUACUGGAUCAGCUCUUUCGGGACCAAAGACUUACAGCUCUCAUCUUCCUGUGUACUUCCAAGGAAGCCGACAAUCUGGGGCGUUUCUUGAACGAGAUCCUGCGCGAUCUCAGUCGGUGGCAUGCUGAUAAGGGAGUCUACGAAAAGGAAGCAUUUGGCGUCAAUAAAACCUUCCCUGGAUUUGCGAAAACUGUGGAUCCUGAAGGCAAACCAACUAGCUUUUUGGACUACGAAGACUUCCGUCGAUUGCUGUAUAAAUGGCACCGUUUGCUUGCGCAAUCUUUGAAGACCUGCUUGAAUGGCGGCGAAUAUAUGCAUAUCCGCAAUGCUAUCAGUGUCCUGAAAGCAAUCGUGAAAUCCUUCCCCGCUGUGAACUGGAUUGGUCGCGACAUGUUGAAGAGCGUCACCGAUCUGAGCAAAAACGAUGAGCGAGACGAUGUUAAGAUCUCUGCGGCGUCCUUGAUUGGUGACCUCAACCGGAGAGAGAAAAAAUGGAUGCUUCCCCAAGCCUUUAUGACUUCGCCUAUUCCACCUCCGUCUGCAAAGGCCCAAGGUGAGGCUACUCCCCCGACUUCGAAGGAACAACCACCUGCCGACAAAGGAACUGUUCCCGCUGGAAAGUCUAUUGGCUAUUCUCAGCAUACAACAACGCCACUUAAUGCUGCCGCUACUGAGUUCAAGCCUUCCCCAUCUAAUGUAGACGGUUUCUCCACCCGCGAAACAACUACAAGGCUGGAAGUCGAGGAUGGGGAAAUCGAGGAUGCGAAGAUGGCAGACGUGACGACGACGGUCACGGAGAAGACUGGUCCUUUACCCCAGAAGCAACCGGCGCAGCGUGUUGAUACGACUCCUUCAGCGGAUUCAAUGGCACAGCCUCCUGUGGAAGCUGGUAUAGCUGCUGCAACUCAGCUUACUGACAAACAAGAGCAAAUUGAUGCUGAAAGGCGACCCGUCACAACUUCUGAAACCGGGACUGAAGUCAAACCUGCUUCCCAGGCUCGUGUUUCGCCUCCGCCAGUGGAGCCUCGUACCAGUCCUAAACCGUCCGAACCCAGUAAACAUGCGACCAUUCCGAAGCGCCCACCCUAUGACAGAGCUGUCAGCAUUCCCAAUAGACCUCGGCAUGGCGACGCAAGGUUGCCAAUGCGACCGGAUCUUUUGGAGGAUCGACGCGAUAGACACUCCGACUACCCUCGUACUGGUCGGUAUGGUGAUCAUGACCAUGAACGGCCGUUUGAUCCAUUGCCCCGUCGGGAUAGGCUCGAGCCGCCCAGAGGCGAUAGGGACUUCCCUUCCAGGCCAGACGAACCGUUCCGCGGUCCUGGUUACCGGGACGGGCGAUCUCUAAGAGAUCCAGAUUGGCCAGACAGGUCAGGACGUUUGCGUUCUCAAUCAGAUGCUUUUCAUGCGCGGUCAGAGUCCGAUCGUGCACCCCGAGAAGGCCCAAUGCCACCACGUUCAAUUCCCCAGACUCGUGCUGAUCGUGCAGAUACGCGAGAACACACAGACCGGCGCGGGGAGCCAAGGACGGAAGCUAGAGCUCUUCAAUCUGGCGGUGUAUCGCCGACGAGAACAGAACCAAGAGCUCAUCCAUCCAGGGGCCCAUCGCCAAUACGGCCAGACUUCUCUAACCGUCCAGAUCGCUUUGCGCCUGAUGACCGUAGGUCAGCAAGCUUUUCCAGAUAUGACGACUUCCCAACAGGUCCUCGCAGUGAGCGCUCAGCGCGAGGCCCUAUCGAUGGCCCAGAGCUGAGGGAAACUCUGCCGGGACCCGACAUGACCCAUGGGCGAUUGCGCGCGUUAGAGCCUCCCGAUAUUCCUUCUGGUCCGAGGAGUCGAAAUCCCGCUGGGCGAGGUGAAAGGGUUAGCUCUAAUUUCCAACCUCCUCCACCGGCAGCUUCAGGAAAUGCACCUGCGGUGGGAUCAGACCGUCAACCUCCAACCGGUCCCUCUGGUCGACAGGGUAUGCGCAAUGCUCCUAGACAGCCUUCUCCUCCUGCCCUGACUUCGCCGACGGCAGAGAGGCUCGAUACCAGCGGCAUUCAUCCCGAUCGACUUAAGGUCAUGCAACAACAGCCUCCUAGCGAUGCCCCUGCCUAUGGGGGUAUGCGUGGAACUCCCGGAGGUAUUGUUCCCCCUUCGGGACCUCGUGGUUCAGGGCCUGGUCCGUCCCCGAUCAGGGGGCCCUCCUCGGGCCCGGGAUUUGGGAAUGAUCGAGGUGGGCGCAGCGAUAAACGGUUUGCCGGGAUCAACAGUAUGCUUCAACAAUCAAGUGGGCCUCUAGAACGUGGUACUUCGAUCCGUGGAAGAGCCGCAGGCCGACAGUCAGGUGCUGUAAGUGCGCCUUCACCGCAGUCUACUCAACCGCAAACUCCCUCGGGAGACGAUGCUAGUCGCUCUCCUGCCUCUGGGCCCGCACCCGGUCGGCCAGAGCUCUUACCUGGUAGGUCUUCGGGACCUGAAGACGAUGGUCACGGUGGUAGGAAUCGUCUUGGUAGCGGAAGAGUUGAUUUAUUAGACCAGCCUGGCUCUGAGCAAAGAAGAUCUGCACGUCAUUCUACAGGGGGGAGCUACAGAGAUGAUCGAGACCGGGAUAGAGACCGUGAUCGUGAUAGAGAUCGGGAGCGUGAUCGCCGUGCUGGGGACAAAGAGGACACUCGAAGUGGCAAUCGCCGAGAGGACCACAGGGAGCGCACUGAUUUCGAUCGCGAACGCAGUCGAAGAACCGAGCCUAAUGCCCCUGUCGGUGCGCCACGCGAUGAGCGUCAUGACUCUCGAGACUCUUCCUCACGUCGGGGAACCGCUUCCCGCGACGAAGUUAGGAGACGCGACCGUCGAGACCGCGAUGAGGCUUCCGAUGCUGGACAAAGUGGCCAUGAUAGUGCAGGUCGUCUCCGCCCACCUCCUUCCCUUACCGGUGGCCAAAGCACUCUUCCUCCACCGCCGCCUCCGAUGGUGGGUGGCCGGCGCGGGGAUAACCGUGACAGGGACCGGGACAGAGAUCGAGAUCGCGACCGUGAUCGAGAUAGGGACCGUGAUCGCAAUCGUGACCGUGAUCGCAAUCGUGACCGUGAUCGUGACAGGGAAAGGGAAAGGGAACGAGAUCGUCCUCGAGAUAAUAGGGAAUAUAACCGUGAGGGUGGCGCUAAUGGUACAAAUGCCCAUCGGAAACGUGGGCGAGGUGGUGAUGAUGGCAGCCAUGCCGAAGGAGGACGAGGAGGCACGAGAAUGGGAGGCGAAAGUAAACGGGCACGACGAGGAGCUUGAAAUUCCCAUGGGGAUAUUGAUCGAUAGUUGGAAGCAGGAUUAUAUGUCUUGAAAACUGCGAGGGGUUAUUGACGGAGAUAGUUACUAUGGGAAACGCAGAGAAAGGGGAAAUGGGGGUUGAAAUUCUAUCAUCUUGAUCAUCGUUGUUUGCAUAUAUCUCAGAUGCAUUGCUUUGGACCUGUCAAUGCAUGGUCUUUUUCGGUUUAUUCGAUUCCACUUUUCUUAUUCGAUUCGACACUUUCACGACAGAAGAUUUCUUUUUUAUUCUUGUAUCCUACGAAGAACAGUUUCCCCCUGGUCGAAGCUUGCACCAGUUCCUGGGGUUUGUGUACUGUAUAUCCGGCGAAGGCAUUGUUUUGAAGACACUUUUUUCCCCCUACGAACUGCUGAAAUGCAGACGCAUUGCAAAGGAGUAACAUAUUCGGCAUAGACACUGGAGGAAUACCCCCAUGAUAAAUGAUAUGAUUUUUAUCUUCUGCAUCUCCACCUGUGUAUAAUCAAUCCAUGCAUUCUGUUUGAUCUCCAUAUUUGGCUGAGGUGAAUUGGUGAGUUGGGGGGAAUAACCUAACCCUAACAAGCAGAUGCUCGAGAAGUUACUAUCAACGCCAUUAAUUACUCAAUGUCUAUAUUCCUAGUUAUAAAAGAGUUAGUAAAAGAGCAGGAG